Messenger RNA from Mytilinidion resinicola, 1739 nucleotides. RefSeq names its product MFS general substrate transporter. Gene Ontology annotation, biological process: transmembrane transport. Gene Ontology annotation, cellular component: membrane. Gene Ontology annotation, molecular function: transmembrane transporter activity. Bases 60 to 1481 code for a protein of 473 amino acids. NCBI's taxonomy places the organism in Eukaryota, Fungi, Ascomycota, Dothideomycetes, Mytilinidiales, Mytilinidiaceae. The transcript is spliced from 5 exons. The record is from RefSeq and is a predicted model, not a curated record.
CUACUUCAAUUAUUCAAGACAUACCUCAGCGGCUGUGAAGAUCCUUGUAGAACGACACGAUGAAUAUCGACUACAAACCCUCAAAUGAGAGGAGAAGUUUUGAUAUAGAUAUCUCAACGCGCCAUGAGAACGCACCCACCGACUACGCACCAGACGAUGUUCAAAAGAAAUCUCGCAAUCUCGAGGAUCCAGAGUGGGCCAUCCAACAGAAGCGAUACUUGCGGAAGUUGGACUUCAUUAUCCUGCCAAUGAUCUCGCUGCUUUAUUUCUUCGAGUAUCUUGACCGCGGUAAUAUUGGUAACGCGAAGCUCUACGGGUUCGAUGAUGGGCAUUCGACGGUCAGUGAGGGAAUUGGUCCUGGCACUAAGUCUUUGACUCCAACCCAAUGGCAACUUACCUGCGUCGCCUACAACUAUGCAGGAGCACUCGUAUGCCGAUUAUUUCUAGGCAUCUUCGAGGGGCUCUUCGGCACUGGAAUUGUCUAUUACCUCUCGCUCUGGUAUCAUCGUUCAGAGAUGGGCGUUCGCGUCUUCUGGUUCCUUGGUCCCACCGCUAUUGCAGGCGCAUUUGGUGGCCUCAUGGCUUACGGAAUUGGCCACAUCGACAGUGAAACGCCGAUAUGGAAGUGGCUUUUCUUGAUCGAGGGCGUGCCUGGCCUCUGCCUCGGCAUACUUUGUCUAUGGUGGAUACCCGAUCGACCAUCCAAGAACUCGCGGUUCUCUGGCCGAUAUCAAGAGAUUGCGGAAGCUCGUUACCACAGCGAGUCAUUCGAUGUAGCUGGCAAGAUCCAGCUGAAGCACAUCCUCUUGCCAGUGACCGAUUGGCGGCUCUAUUUACAAGUUGCGGUCUAUCUCCCCACUGCUGGGAUGCUGUCUUCGAUCUCGGGAUUCCUGCCUACGGUCGUUCGAGACCUAGGCUACCACGAACCCACAAAAGCAAAUCUCAUGACCGUCCCUCCUUACGCCUGCGCCUUCGUCCUAAUGUACAUCUUCGCCUGGUCCUCUGACCAUUAUCGCGAGCGCGGCUUCCACUGCGCCGCCCUUGCAACCGUCACCGCAAUCGCAUACGCGCUCCUCGCAUUCCUACCCGAGUCCCAGCUCCACGGCAAAUACGCCUGCAUCUGCAUCGCUGUAGCCUGCGUCUACGCCACAUACUCCCCUUCUCAUGCGUGGGCCGCUAACAACUUCGGCAAUGAGACAAAGCGAGCUGUGGGUAUGGGAUUGUAUACAGCGCUCGGGAAUCUCGGAUCAAUUGCGGGCACAUGGUUUUAUCCGACGACCGAUGCGCCGCAGUUUCGGAAGGGGCAUGCCGUUUGUAUGGGGUUGGCUAUUGCGACGGCUUCAUUCGCUCUGAUCAACAGUUUCGCAUUGAAAGCGGUCAAUAGUCACAGAGACAAGAAGUAUGGGAAGCCAGAGCCGGGGAUUUCGAUUGAUGUUACGGAGUUGGCGGAUGAUAGUCCGCAUUUCAGGUUUAUUACUUGAAAGUUAAACGUCAAAAAAGAAGCCCUGAAGGUUAGUAACUAGAGAAUACUUUGGGUAGUGCCUUGAGGGUGUGUAAGUUCAUUCGAUUUACUGCGCCAAUGCUUUCACAUGUAUAAGCAAGAGUAAACCCACGAGAUCUGAGAAUAUUUUACGAGCGUCUGUAAAGUUUGAAUGAUACUAUGAGGCUGCUAAGUUUCACAAUGCGUCGAAAAGGGACUACUAUGCUAGAUAUAAUCACUCAUCUUUUACUGUACAUGC